This is a messenger RNA of Rattus rattus (black rat), 2549 nucleotides long. It is a transcript of the gene Spry2, whose product is annotated as sprouty RTK signaling antagonist 2. Gene Ontology annotation, biological process: multicellular organism development; animal organ development; negative regulation of MAP kinase activity. Bases 763 to 1707 code for a protein of 314 amino acids. The transcript has 2 exons. NCBI's taxonomy places the organism in Eukaryota, Metazoa, Chordata, Mammalia, Rodentia, Muridae. Gene Ontology annotation, cellular component: cytosol; membrane. The record is from RefSeq and is a predicted model, not a curated record.
UUUUCUUCCGAGAGAUGCUACUUUCCCUAGCAAGCAGGUCCUCACGGAAAGUUUCCAGUCCGGGGGCUCAGAGUUCUGCAUGCCUGGCGUGUGCAGUCUGGCUCUGGAUAAAGCUAUUUUUCUUUCGUUUUAAGAAUCAUGUCUUAUUCCUGAUCUAAAAAGAGGUAGGCGUGUGCAGAUUGCAGACAGUGCCCGCUCCGGUCCUUGCACCGUGGAGUCGCCCUGGGAGCGUGGGUCUAUAAGACCUCCGUGCAAGCUGUGCGUCCUGAGCCAGGCUCUCUUCCUCAGGGCGUCGGAUUUGGAAACUUGUGAGGACAGGCGUUUUGAGGGCCUUCGCUGAAACACCUUGUGGUGACCUUGCAGCGGGGGUGGGCGUGUUAGAGUGGCUCCCCCUCUUGGGGCUGGGUGGCAGUUCCUCUUGGGUUGGGGGAAAUUUUAGCCGCGGGGGUGGAGGAGGGGGAAGUGUGCUCGUGCCUUGCAUGACACGUCCCCUUCGGAGGCGCCCGCGCCCCCUGCCUGCCUGAGCUUCUGCGGAUUGUACACGGGAGGGGCCGGGCUGGCCCCUGGACAGCGUCAGUCGGCUUGGAGAAAAGUCCCCCGGGGUUCUGGCUGAGUCCCACCUGCUGGGGACUGUGUGGGGGCGCAGAUAGAGCCGAUAAACGGGUUGGGUUGAAAGCGAAGAGAACAGCCUUGUGUACCUUGCUGUUGGAGGAGUUCAGAUGUGUUCUAAGCCUGCUGGAGUGAACUCACCGCCAAGAUCUGAUGGAGGCCAGAGCUCAGAGCGGCAGCGGGUCGCAGCCUUUGCUGCAGUCACCCCAUGACAGUGGCAGGCAGCGUGGGGAGCCGGACCCCAGAGAUGCCCUUACCCAGCAGGUACAUGUCUUGUCUCUGGAUCAGAUCAGAGCCAUCCGAAACACCAAUGAGUACACAGAGGGGCCUACUGUGGUCCCAAGACCUGGGCUCAAGCCUGCUCCUCGCCCCUCUACCCAGCACAAACAUGAAAGACUCCACGGUCUGCCCGAGCACCGCCAGCCUCCCAGGCUCCAGCCCACGCAGAUCCAUUCUUCCCGGGCCGCUCUGUCCAGGUCCGUCAGCACGGUCAGCUCAGGGUCUCGGAGCAGUACAAGGACAAGUACCAGCAGCAGCUCUUCGGAACAGAGACUGUUAGGAUCAUCCUUCUCCCCCGGGCCUGCUGUUGAUGGGAUAAUCCGAGUGCAGCCUAAAUCUGAGCUCAAAUCCGGUGAGCUUAAGCCACUGAGCAGAGACGAUUUGGGUCUGCAUGCGUACAGGUGUGAGGACUGUGGCAAGUGCAAGUGUAAGGAGUGCACCUACCCGAGGCCCCUGCCAUCGGACUGGAUCUGUGACAAGCAGUGCCUUUGCUCAGCCCAGAACGUCAUUGACUAUGGGACUUGUGUGUGCUGUGUGAAAGGUCUCUUCUAUCACUGCUCCAAUGACGACGAGGACAAUUGUGCUGACAACCCAUGUUCUUGCAGCCAGUCUCACUGUUGUACACGAUGGUCAGCGAUGGGUGUCAUGUCCCUCUUUCUGCCUUGUUUAUGGUGUUACCUUCCAGCCAAGGGUUGCCUUAAAUUGUGCCAGGGGUGUUAUGACCGAGUGAACAGGCCUGGAUGUCGUUGUAAAAACUCAAAUACAGUUUGCUGCAAAGUUCCCACUGUCCCCCCCAGGAACUUUGAAAAGCCGACAUAGCGUUAUUAAUCAGGAAUACUGCAGUAAUGAGGAUUGUUGCCCCACCCCCACCCCCCUCUUUUUAACACACAUACACAACCUACUAAACAGUUGUAAUCGUGGCACUGUUCAUAGAGGGUUAGGGAAUUUGUGGUUUGCAGUGAGAUGCUUUUCUUUCUUUUUUUUCCUUUUUUUUUUCCCUGUCCAUGUGCCAUUUUUUAACUGAUACGCUUGCUAGAGUUCAGCUAGCCGGAAUGCCAGGGAAAGGCGACAGAAGUUGGUUGGUGGCCCCCACGUUUUUGCAUAAGCUAAAGCAGCAAACACCCCCAGGCGAAGUUUUCUCUUGUUUGUGAAUAGCCCUUGCAGAGUUUGUAAAUCAGCAGAUGGCUCCCCGACCCCUCCUUGUUUUCUCCAGAGAUAAUGUGCUAUAUUUUUGUAUAUACGAUAAUAUUUGCAACUGUGAAAAAAAAAAAACCAAGUUGUGCUAUAUUCCCGUGGCACAGUCACAAAAUAUUAUACUAAUAUGCUGUACAUUCGGAAGAAUGUGACGAUCGGUAUGUUUUAGAUUGUAUUUUGCCUUACAGGAAGCCUUUAUUGUAAGACGCUGACUUCCCUUUGGACUUGAUGUAUAUUGUACAGUUACAGUAAAAUUCAACCUUUAUUUUCUAAUUUUUUCAACAUAUUGUUUAGUGUAAAGAAUAUUUAUUUGAAGUUUUAUUAUUUUAUAAAAAAAAAGAAUAUUUAUUUUAAGAGGCAUCAUAAAUUUUGCCCCUUUUAUGAGGAUGUGAGGGUUGCUGCAAAGGAGAGGUUACAGAUGAUAUGUUCAAUAUAAAAUAGAAAAUAUAUUAACGUUUGAAAUUAAA